Ictidomys tridecemlineatus (thirteen-lined ground squirrel) is the source of this 691-nucleotide messenger RNA. It is a transcript of the gene Hamp, whose product is annotated as hepcidin antimicrobial peptide. The record is from RefSeq and is a predicted model, not a curated record. NCBI's taxonomy places the organism in Eukaryota, Metazoa, Chordata, Mammalia, Rodentia, Sciuridae. Gene Ontology annotation, biological process: negative regulation of iron ion transmembrane transport; intracellular iron ion homeostasis; defense response to bacterium. Gene Ontology annotation, cellular component: extracellular region.
AGAUCAACAGGGUGACGUUAUAUUGGGGAAAAAGGUACUCCGGGUGACUGGCUAGACGCCUGUGUCUGUGGCCCCGUCUGCCCCGCCCCCUGAACACACCUCUGCUGGCUGAGGGUGACACAACCCUGUUCCCUGUCACUCUGUUCCCGCUUAUCUCUCCCGCCUUUUAGGCGCCACCACCUUCUUGGAAAUGAGUUAGGGCAAAGGGGUGGGGGCUCGGACCACCUCCUCCAGCAGGCCCCAUAAAAGCCACUGUAACUGCACCCCAGUCACCACGGCAAGUCCUGGACCCAAGAGCAGGUCAGACAGACAGACAGCACAAUGGCACUGAACACCCAGAUCCGGGCUGCCUGCCUCCUGCUCCUCCUCCUCGCCAGCCUGGCCACUGCCUCCAGCCUCCAGCAACAGACAGGGCAACUCACGAGGCAGCCCGCAGAGCGCCACCCCCAGUACACAGCUGUGACCGAAGCCCACUUGACGCCGGUGAGCCAGAGGCUAAGGAGGCGAGACACCCACAUUCCCAUCUGCAUUUUCUGCUGCAAAUGCUGUACAAAUUCCGGGUGUGGAAUUUGCUGCAAGACCUAGAGUCUUCCUGUCCUGAGCCCCUGGGCCUCCCUCCCUCCCUUAUUUAUUCCUGUUGCCCUCCAACCAUCGUCUUGGAAUAAAAUGCCUGGUUCUUGUAUUUUUCAAA